AUGAAUUUAACCAUUGCAGGAGUUGAAUACGCCAACACAUCAGGCCGUGAUCCUCGUCAUUUAAUCGAAGACGUCGUUGAGGAAAACGGUGACGAAUUCGUUCAGCACUCCGAGUACUACGACGGACAGGACGAGUUUCCCAUUAAAGCCUGUGACGGAUCAGCAGAAGAAACUGCUUUGGUAUUAGCACCACCCACUAAAUACCAUACGAUGGCUGUCAUCCCAGGCCGAUGUGUUCGAGGUUUCCUCGACAUUUCCUCUUUCUUCAUAUGUAUUAUCUUGGUAAUCAUCCAACUAGGAUUGCUCGAUUACUACUAUUUAACAGUCCUUUCGGAUAAAAUAUGGUAUUCAUGGAUUGGUGCCGAUGCUUUAGUUAUUGUUGUUUUCCUCUGGCUACUGGUUCUCGCUGUAAAGCAUAACCAGACUCAAAUGGAAGAAGUUUGCAGCGUGGAUGGUAAAGUGAAAUACGCUUGGAUAGGAUGGUUCAUCUACUCUCUAGUUCUAGUCGGCAAGAUAUCUGCCUGUUUCCGUCUGUUCUACCAUAAGUUACCACCUGGCUCGUUGGAUAACAACGAUAAGCUCUUCGAUGACCAACUAUUCAAACUCGGACUAACACUUUCUGCCCCUAUCUUCCUUUUCCUCCUGGAAACUCACCACUACACUCCUUUAAUGAGUACUCGUCAAAUGUACAUUGCAUACUUGGCUACCGCUGUCUGUCUCGAUCUCAUUGACAACAUAGAUUUUAUGGAUCUCCUCUGGCAAUCAUUUAACGACACAUGGAAGUUGCAUUUCUGGCUUGACGUUGCCAUUCUCAGCGUUGUUUGUGUCAACUUCGUAAUGCCGACUUUCACACUGCUGAGAUUACGUUUUGGACGAUUCCCUAAUGUUCUUUUGGUCAGCGACAAGAUUUGGGCUUUAGUUUACGUCUUAAUCGUUAAUGGACCAGUUCUUGGAUUACGUAUCUACUUGUACAUUCUACUGGAAAUCGAGAACAAGGGAAAAAAAUAUCAAUUCUCAGUCUUUUCAAUCAAGAACGUUGUCAUGAUCUAUUUGGCGAUUCGCGAAUUAUGGACGAGACUUCAAUACUGGCGCAUGAAACGUCGAGCUACAGGAAGCCGAGGAGAGCUUACAAGCCAUCAUGCAACUGACGAUGACAACUAA
This is a messenger RNA of Auanema sp. JU1783, 1161 nucleotides long. The record is from the annotation of a GenBank genome assembly. Lineage: Eukaryota; Metazoa; Nematoda; Chromadorea; Rhabditida; Rhabditidae.